AUUAGUAUAUACACCAUGUCCCGCCCUUUCUCAUUCUCUUUCCGCUAAAAUCCAAGUUGGAAGUAAACGUGCCUAAGGUGCUUGGUUCUUCUCUUGAAGCUAAGGCCCACAAUCCGGCGACUAGCACCACUAAAUUUAGGCAUCCGACCCCAAAACUAUAAAACCUACACAGAAAGAUGGCAUCUGUAUCUGAGCUCGCUUGUAUUUACUCUGCCCUCAUCCUCCACGACGAUGAAGUCACCGUCACAGAGGACAAGUUGAUGGCUCUCAUCAAGGCUGCCAAUGUGACUAUUGAGCCUUUCUGGCCCAGUCUGUUCUCCAAGGCUCUGGCCAGCGUGGACAUUGGCAGCCUGAUCUGCAACGUGGGUGCCGGUGGUGGAGCUGCCCCUGCUGCUGCUGGAGGCGCCGCCCCUGCAGCAGACGCACCAGUCAAGGAGGAGAAGAAGGAGGAGAAAAAGGAAGAAUCCGAGGAGGGUUCCGAUGACGACAUGGGUUUCGGUCUUUUCGACUAAACCAGUUUUUUGUAACUAAUAAAAUCAAAGAAACUGAAA
Salmo salar (Atlantic salmon) is the source of this 551-nucleotide messenger RNA. RefSeq names its product large ribosomal subunit protein P1. The record is from RefSeq and is a predicted model, not a curated record. NCBI's taxonomy places the organism in Eukaryota, Metazoa, Chordata, Actinopteri, Salmoniformes, Salmonidae. Gene Ontology annotation, molecular function: structural constituent of ribosome; ribonucleoprotein complex binding; protein kinase activator activity. Gene Ontology annotation, cellular component: ribosome; cytosolic large ribosomal subunit. Gene Ontology annotation, biological process: cytoplasmic translation; translational elongation.